AUGCCCAGGACAUUACCCUGGCUUCUUGAGAAGAAGGAUGAGGCACGCGUCAAAAAAGAGUCAACGCCGCGGAAGCGCGUCAAGCGCGAGGCAGAUGUAGACCCAGACCUAACGCCCAAAACACCUGCAUCUCCCAGCGGAAGAGACUUUUUUAGAUCAUCCCAGACUCCGCCUACCUCCCCCGCGCGACCGUGUCCCACCGAAGAAUUCCUUGUGGAAGGCCUAGAUGAAGAUGAUGCUUGGGUCAUGGUCGAAGACGAAUUCUAUGCCAUCGCGCAAACCUUCACGCAGCAUCUCCAUUACGCGGAGUACGUUCGCCGAAAGAAAGAAGCCAAGGAACGGAGUGCAGCAGCGAUCAAAGAGAUAGAAAGGCCCACAGAUGGUCAAACGGCAAUUCCAAAAAUUCUCCAGAUGCGAAAGGACGCGGAAGCAUUAGACGCGCGGCAGAAAGAUGGUCUUGCCCGGCUGGAGGGGCCAGUGGAUGACAACCCGGAGGAGCACACAGAUGAGGACGACGGUGCUUGGGCUGGGACGCAUCUUCAUGGUUUGAUGACAAGCCCGCGAAAGUCGCGAUCAUUGGUCGGCGUUCAUGCUGUCAAAUCGUCAACCAGAGCUGCUGCGGGAUUUGGACAAGCCUCUAGGCCAGACCGCGACAGCGGCCAGGUUCCCAGGUCUGAGGAUGCUCUCCCAGGAGUAUCUGUUCAAACGAAUGAUAUCAUUGACCUCGAGACGGCUUCGGAGGAGGACUCCGAUAUUGAUGAAGUUGUUUACCCAACCAUCAUGCCACCAGUUACUACACGCCAUGAAGGUACACCGAGCAGAGCUCCAGAAAGACCAACUGCACCUGCACCGCGGCAAAUAAGUGAGACGCCAAUGAGAACUACGCCAAAAAACCCUAAUUUGCACAAAGAGAGAUUAACGCCGACGCCGAAGAGCAACAGACCAGUAACGGGAUUCAAGUCCAGAGUCCAAAUGUUAUUUGAUGACCUCGAUGAGCUGCCAGAGCCAUCUCAGCCUAGUUCAUAUCUCUCUGAAAAGAAGGAAGCUUCAACCCCUGGAAAUAGUGCAGCCAGGGAAACCUCUAAGACCAACAAUUUGGAGUCUAAAUCUCGCUAUAACGACGUGCCGACUUUUUUGAUGUGA
Molecule: messenger RNA, 1143 nt
Organism: Penicillium longicatenatum
Lineage: Eukaryota; Fungi; Ascomycota; Eurotiomycetes; Eurotiales; Aspergillaceae
Exons: 3
Coding region: 1-1143 (380 amino acids)
Source: RefSeq, a predicted model, not a curated record